GAAGCAACCGGUUCGGCAGCAAAAAGAUGCAUCGCGUAGAAAAACAGCGAAAGAAGAGAAUUUCCAAAGCCAAAAGUUUGCGUCCGCUUUUUCGGGUGCAAAUUAGUGAACUUCGUGCGUGAAAUGUGUGAAAAUCGGUGGCGCGAGUUGCAACGAAGCGAUUGAUAGUGAAGAACCAGUGAAAAGUGUAAUUUUAAGCUUGUGGGGAAAACAAAAUGAGCUCCAAGGGCAAACGGUCUUCGAUUCUGAAGAGGCGUCCCUCGGUGGGCGCCGGUGGCAGUUUGGAAUCGAGUCCAACGGAAACGACCGGAACGGGGCGGGUCACGAAGCGAAUCGGGUUCAAGCCGAAAAAGUCCGUCAAGGAAUUCUUCGCAAGCGAUGAAACGGCCACAAUUUGGUGCAAUUCGUACGAGUUGUCUGCCGAGGGGACGCCCCUUCACGUGACGAUUAAUGACACGACGGUGAAUGAUGGAGAAUCACGGCAGGACAAGGAGAAUGUCGAGGACAAUCGGCGGAACAGCAUCAACAGCAGUGCCUGGAACCUGUCAGUGUCCGUGUCCGAGGAGGAAAAACGCCGGAUGAAGUCGGAGAUUUCGAUGAAUUCUAGCGUGUUGAACGUGACGGAUCGAUUGACUUUGGAACCUGCGCCGUUGAAUAUCCCGCCCAGACCGGUGCUGGCCCAGAAACAAACCGAACUCGUGGUCGAUUCUAGCGCCAUGGACGUCAGCCCGGCCAAAGUGUCCGACGGCCGGCACAACUCCCCGCGCAAGACAAUCUACUUCCACCCGAAGCAGAACAUGUUCAUCACAAUUGACGACGUCGUCUCGAACGACCGGAAAAACGAGGCCACCAUCCCGGAACAACAACCCUCUCCGAACGACACGGACAUCAACUUUUUCGGACCACCCCGGCAAAGCAGCCUUCGUCCGCCGGAAGCCGCCCCCGCCAAAAUCCUCUUUCAAACCUCAUCCUCCACCAGCAUGAACCCGGGAAAUCCCUGGCGGAACAAGUCCGUCCAAACGUCCGACAUCAGCGCCGGGUGGUCAUCGCACGCCGGAAUCGACCCGCCACCCAACCAACCCCGGUACACCUUCUACAACAGUCAGUUUGAGAUCUCCGAGGCGUGGAACUCGCAUCCGGCGGCCGCGCUCAAGCUACGAAUGCUCCAGCAGGGUCUGGAACCGCCGCCGGACUUUGACGAUCCGAGGCUGUCCGGCGGGGGAGGUGGAGGGAGCGGGAGGACCAGUGAUGUGGACACGACGCUGGCAAUUACGCAGACCGUGGCGAAGAUGUUGAGGCCGUCGAUGGGCGGUGGCUCGAGGACGGUGUCGCUGGACAGUACACGGGUUAGUGAAGGUGGCGCGGAAAUUGUGGUGGAGAGCGAGCCGGAAGCGAUGGAGGUGACCAUUGGGAAGGACACCACCCACCACGUGGACAUCCCGAUGCAAACGGAUGACGACGACGACGGGGACGAUCGUCACCAGCGCAAACCUCCACCAAGUGUGGAAGCAUCCCCGAGCGACGUCCUACUUCCGCCUAACGCCCUGAGCCGAGCCCGGCCAUCGUUCAUCCCGAGCGGCAACGCCGCCGAUAUUACAAUGGACGAAAGUUACUGUCCUCCUUCGCCGGAACCUGUCAAAUUGGAGGCCAGCGACAGUAAACGGAUUACGUUGGCGGUACCCGUUCCGAUGGAGGUUCUGGCGGCGGCGCCGCCCUCGUCGCAAUCGCGACAAACCAUACUGAACGAGGAGAAGAUCGUGUUGGACGUUCCGACCAGCCGGUUGAACCCGGUGCGGCACACCGUGUUUGGAGCCCAGAUGGAACUCGCAGGUGAAAAGGAGGAGGAGAAGAAGCGUACGGCGCUGCCGCAGAUGGAGACGGUCAAGGUUGAUUUGGCGGAUUUGGUGUUUGCACGGAACAGCAUCGGGUUGGAUUUGGUUCCGGCGGUGGCGACGCCGGCUGAGGCGAACCGGCCGAAGAUUCAUCGGAUUGCGCCACGCGCGCUGGGAUUCAACUUUGGCGAGGCGACCCCAUCGACAAGUGCAGGCGUUAAGCCUGUUGAGGUUCCGAAGCAGCCUCCCCGAGUGACGAUCUAUUCCGGAGAUGUGGUGGAGCAAACGCGGAUUGAAGAACCGGAGCCCCGCAAAACUAUCGUGCAGUCGCUGGACGUGUCGAUGGCGAGUCCUGUGGAGGAGCCUUCGGCUCCGAAGUCACGCGGAACCGUAUUUGUCAGCGAAGACGUCAACGAAUCCGUUACGGAACCCGCCGUUAAGCUGAACCAUCUUCGUCCGACGAUGCUGUUCAACGAGAAGCUCGAGGUUAGCAAGUUGGAACCGCGGUCCGGAUCGCUGGAAGACCUGCGCCGGUACGGUCAAUCGCGCAAGACGAUUCUGUCGUCCGGCGAUGACGAGGUAAUUGUGCUGGAUUCGCCGGACGUGACGGGACGAAUGUCGCUAAAGUCCGGCCAUCGUGGAACGCUGCUGGCAAGUGGUGACAUGGACCGCACGAGACGGACGCCGUCGCCGGUUGAAAAGCAGCAGCAGGAGCAGGUCGUUUCCAAGUCUCGUCAAACUAUGGCUGACGCAGUCAGUAUGGAGCAAACGAUGGCGGCGAACAGCAGCAUAAGUCCGGUGACGGUGCCGAGUCGGAUCACCGUGUACGACGCCGAUCGCAUGGACGAAACCCGGAUUAAGGAUCUGAUUUCGCCGGAAGUCUUCGUUCAACCGGUUGCACCCAAGACCCGUCAAACGUGCUACCAAGCGGAAAUGGACGAAACGGUACCGAUUGGGAGAAGCGUUGACGCAGUGCCAAACCCCUCGCGGAAGUCGGUGCUUCACGAGGUCAACAUGGACGAAACGCGCGGAGUUGUUGCCGUCCAGCAGCAGUCGGUGCUUCAGAAGUCGCGCCAGACCAGCUUCGCCGUGCAGGAUAUGAACGAAACUAAGGUUGGAGGUCAACCGGUAGAAAUGGAUGAAACGGCGAGGGCUGCCAACAGGACGCUGCAGAAAUCUAGACAAACCAGCUUUGCCGCGCAAGAUAUGAACCGAACCGCGAGUCCUGACGUGCCGCAAAGUGUGACUCAACACGUUGAAAUGGACGAAACGUGCAGGAAUGAUGCGCUGGAGCAGAGCAAAGCCUCCAGGACGCUUCCCAAACCUCGGCAGACCAGCUUUUCCGUGGAGGAUAUGAAUGUAACGAGAACCGGGAGUCCGGUUGAUCAACAGCAGAAUGCGCUGGAGCAAAGCAAGGCUUCCAGGACGCUUUGCAAGUCUCGACAGACUAGUUUCGUUGCGCAGAACAUGAACGUAACAAGAGUCGCAAGUCCGGUUGAUCAACAGGUUGCAAUGGACGAAACCGGUAGAACUUCCAAGUCGCGCCAGACUAGCUUCGCUGUGAUGGACAUGAAUCAGACCGGGCGUCCGAGUGCAGUCCAACAGGUGGAAGCGGAUUCUGGGUUGCUUCAGAAAUCUCGCCAGACAAACUUCACCGCUCAAGAUGUUAACGAAACCGGCGUAAUUCAGCAGGUUGACAAAUCUUCCAGGGGGUUGGAGAAAUCACGCCAGACAAGCUACGCCGCGCAGGAGAUGAACCGGAGUCCCGUAGUGGCCCAACACGUUGCUAUGGACGAAUCGUUGCGGCCGGAUCCGCUAGAGCAGAGUAAGGCCUCCAGAACGCUCCAGAAAUCGCGCCAGACAAGCUUUGCCGUGCAGGACAUGAACGAGACAAGAGCGCGGAGUUCACCGUCCAAGGUCGAGCAGCUUGAAAUCGACGAAACUGCUAGGACUUUCAACAGAACGCUGCAGAAAUCACGCCAAACUAGCUUCGCCGUCCAGGACAUGAACCAGACUGGAAGAGUUAGUCCGAACUUGCGGCGAAGCGAGGUUGAAAUGGACGGGUCUUCGCCGGCGCCAGCCUGGCAGCUAAGCAGAUCUCAAUUUGCGACCAGCAAAUCCUGCGUAGAUCCGCUCGAGCAAAGUAAAGCUCUUCAGAAGUCGCGUCAGACAAGCUUCGCCGUCGAGCAAAUGGACGAAACGCUGGCCGGUCACGCCAAGUCUGUGGUUGUUGAACAUCUUCAGAAAUCGAACCGGCAAACUGUGUAUCAGGAAGCGGAAAUGGAGCAAACUAGGCGUGACUUUGGGAAUCAACUGGAAGUGGACGACCAAAACACAAGACUUUCAAGGUUGGAGCAUAGUCGUGCUUCGCGAAUUCCGCGCCACACGAGCUUCGCCCUGCAGGACAUGAACGAAACCGGCGUUGAACAAAACGUUUCGGUAGAGGUCGCGACGAAAUCGUGGCAACGCAGCAAGUCUACGCACAGAGAUGAAGUCCAAAAGUCUCGUCAGACCAGCUUCUCAGCGGAAAACAUGGACGAAACCAGCGUUGAAUCGUCUCGUCUACUUAAAACCUCCUCAAACAUUUCAAAUCUGCAAAAGUCCCGCCAUACCACUUUCCAACCCGCCGAAAUGGACCAAACCCGCUGCCAAUCCCCGCUGCACAUCGAAGAAACAAUCCUCCAAUCGCCCCAGCGAGCCGACGACCAUCAAGCCUCCCAAGCGCCGUCCCUCUUCCACUCCACGAACCACUCGACGGUCGUGGAACGGCCCCGCCAAACCGCCAUCUUCAACGACGCCGACGACAUCGACGACGGCUACGGAACGGUUCCGAUCGGCCAGCAGCAGCAGGUCGUCGCGACCACAUUCUCCUCGCCGCAUUACAAUCUGGAGCAGUCGAUCAAGCGACAUUCGAUCGCUGCGGCAAGUUCACGCCCGCGGCACACGAUCUACGCCCAGGAGUCGAUGGAGGAGACGACGGUGGGGAUGCCGCGGACGUCGGACGGGUGUCGGUUGGUGGUGGAGGAGGAGGAGCGCCAGAAGAGGACACCACCGCCUGCGGCGGUAGAGAAGGAGGGGGUGGGGGCGGCGAUGAAGUCUCGCAAGACGGUCUACUGCGAGGACGAUAUGGAGCAGACCACCGUUGGGUUCCGGUUGAGGAGGGUGGCGGAGGUGGAGUCGCCAGUGUUUAAGGAGCCGAGUCCGGUGAAAGAGAGAGCUCCUUCCCCGGAAGUCAUCAACCGCGCCAUCGUCACUUCUCAACCCAUCCGCUCCCGCCAAACCAUUCUCGCCCCACAGGACAUGGAACAAUCGCUGAUGCAGCAAUCGAUGGAGGUUUCGGUGAUCAAAUCCACUCCCCGGAAAGCCGAGGUUUCACACCAACAGCAGCACCAUCCGCCGCGCCGUACUAUCAUGCUGUCCGAGGGUAUCACCGAAGAAUCGUUCCAACAACCGCAGCGACCGUUCAAAUUGGAGCAGACCGCGUCGCCUUGCCCGUCGGACCAGGACUACGAAGAAUCGUUAACGGUUGAGCUGAAGCAGGAAGACAAGUCGGACUUUUCGUUUACGAUGCCGGCCCUGCCGGAGGAUCGUGUCUUAAGAAGUUCGGCCGUUAUUCCCGCUUAUCGAAUGGCCCCGGUUGGGCGGAACGGUCCCGCCGGGAAGUCGCUAGUUCCGGAAGAGCUUAACACUACGGAUGGGCUGGUGCCGCAGGGGGGACGGAUGUUUCCCGGGGUGGUUCGCGUGCCGAUGGAUGAGUUGAGUGAGAUUUCUGGGCUGGCGGACACGAGUCGGUUGUGUCGGCCGGCUCGGCCGGUCGCGAUACUGGCGGGGGAUGUUAGCUCGUUUGCGCUGCUGAAGGAGGUGACGGAACCGUCGAUACUGCACCCGGUGGAUGUUGCGGUGCCGUCGGUUCCGACGUUGGUGAUUCAGGAGACGCCCAGGAAGACGAGCUUGAUUCCGGUGGCGCGGCGGAGUCGGGGGAGCAUUUUCAACCGGCAGAGCGUGGAUAUGGACAUGUCCGGGGUGACGGUGAUGGAGGGGGGAACUCCGGAGAGUGAGGAGAAAGGUGUGGAGGAGGAGGAAAUGAUCAAAGUUCCUAUCGAGUCGGAACCCACGAAUCUCAACGCCAGCGAAGAGGACGAGUUCUACGACGCGGAAACUAACCCAGUACUAGAGGAGCGAGAAGUCCCGGUGGGCCCACCAAUCUCCGAACAGUCUACGAUGAUGCACCUGGACGUGAACCAAACGGCGGCCGGCCUCAAAACGCUCAAAUUCAUCGACAUUGACGAACUCGAGCAGACGACUGCGGCUUGGCCGCAGCAGCAGCAGAAACGACUCCUUUCGCAGAUCUCCAAGUCCGUACUACUUGAGCAAGAGGAGAACGAUCCGUUGAACGUUUCCCUUUCCGACGAUUACCCGUUGAAGAAGCGGAAAACGGUCGCCGUUCCAACGCCGGCCAAGGACCCGCUGACGGUGACCGAAGAGGACAAACCUCCCCGAAAGUCACUAAGAAGAGUCACGUUCCAACCGGAGCUGGAGCUGGAAACGGUCACGAUCAAAAAAGAGUGCGACACGAUCGUCGAGGCGAACGAAACGUACACCCCCGAGGAAAGCCGCUUCGACCCGUCCGUGUUCAUCGUGGAAGAGAGCGACAUGCUGGCGAACGAGUCCAACAUUUCCCUGGUGGUGGCGUCACCUACCGCGCAAGAAAGCAGUAGCUCGCGAACAACAACCACGACCAGGGCGUCCACGUCCAAGUACGACAACAGCAUCUACCGCGAGUACGGCAACCUGACGCUGAACGUGGACCAGCUCGGCAGCACCUCGUGCAUCGUCAUCAGCGACGACUCGAUCACCGAAACCAAACCAACCCCACCCCAACUCCGCCUGACGCUGGCCGACCUCCCCAAACGAAUACGCAAAUCGCGUGAAUCCCUGGUCCUCAACUCGACCGUAGCCAGCGAAGUGAUGUACGAGCUCAACCACGAAGUGACGGCCGCAAAGCAGCUGCCGCAGAGAUCGAGGAGGACGAUGGCCGCGGUGCGGCAGGAAACGGUGGAGACGGUUCGCGAAGCGUGGGAGACGAACUUUGGGCGGAUUCUGCAGUCGGUGGUUGAUGUUACGAAGGCAGGCGAUUUGCCGCUGGACGAGCGGAUCCGGGAGAUUCUGGGGAGGCCCAUGAAGGAGGCGUUGCCGUUGCCGCAGUGUUUGGAGCGAGGGUUGACGGGGGCGGCGGGACAGCUGCCGGAGGUGCCCUCGAUUUGGUUCCUGAGCGAGAACUUUUUGAGAACCACCCUCAGUGACGCCCCCACCUCUUCAUCGGAAGUCUUCACCCCGUGCCACCUACCUGCCACACCCAGCUCCACCACCCUGGUCCGAAAUCGCCUCGAAACGCAAGGUUUCCGCUGGUUCCUGGACUCAUCGUGCGAAGCAUCCGAAAGGCGUCUCUACUUGCGACAUCGAACGCUUCGCACCCUCAAACUCAUAAUCCACCUGCAGAAAAUUCCCUCCGACUGUGGCCACCACGACCGCAUCGAGCGGCUUGAGUUGGUCGAGUGCUGGCGGCAAGCCGUUCCGUCGACGAGGUUGCUCGCGGCGCACGCCGAGUUUAUGGAGAUUGGACCGAAGAACGUGCGGGACGUGCUGAGCUCGAUGUGCACCAGUACGGGCCACUUGAUGAGCCUGGUGGUGCAUCUGGACACGCUGGUCGAGCAGGUGCUGGGCAAGGUGGACGCGCUGUGGCGGAUCGUCAAGAACAACGGCGCCGUGCUGGAGGAGUUUGGGACGGACCGCCGGUUACGGAUCAGCAAGUACUUCGAGUACCAGCACGGGCAGACCGUCCACUGGAACCGGCUGGAGGUUCAGUUUGACGCGAUCGACCGGAUAGAGCGCAGCUCGGUGAGCUUUCACCGCUCGGACCUGCAUCAGCACUGCGCGAGUUUGUUUCCCACCGAGCAGCAGUGCGGCAAGAGCGGCCUCCAGGGACUGGUCUUUCUGGAGUGUCUGCUGUGGAACGUGGAAAAGUUGGCGCUCGAGUGCUGAACAACAAAACACAAAUUACUUCGUUUUACGCAAUUGUAGUAUAUUGUACAUGAGUUUUUUUUUGCUUCUUCUAUUCUACCAAUUUUGAUAACGACUUUUACACAGUCUUAACCCUAAGUCAAAGUAUUUAGUAGCUCGGCGUGGACGUUGGAUCUAUGGAUUCGUUUUUUAGGUAAAAAAAUAAAACUUGUUUUGAGGAAAACUCGAA
Messenger RNA from Culex quinquefasciatus (southern house mosquito), 8082 nucleotides. RefSeq lists its product as uncharacterized. The record is from RefSeq and is a predicted model, not a curated record. NCBI's taxonomy places the organism in Eukaryota, Metazoa, Arthropoda, Insecta, Diptera, Culicidae. The transcript is spliced from 8 exons. Bases 216 to 7874 code for a protein of 2552 amino acids.